AUGGCCAUUGCUUUUGUGAUGAAGUAUAGUGUUGAUGAAGGAAAUCAGAGUGGAGGAACAGAAACUGGAUCAUCCUCUGCUGAUGGUGCAAGCAUAGGUAUUGCAGUGGAAGACUAUCUAGAGAAGGAUUUGGAAAGGUUGAACACUGAGCAGAAAGUUGCAUCACAAGCUGUUACUGCUACAGGCAAAACCUUUCAGCAGACAUCUGGAGGAUCAAUUGAACCUUACCAAGCAGCAGCUCUUUCAAUGCCAGACUGCAGAAAUUUGCCAUCAUUAAGCAAUGUUACUGAUGCAUUGCAACGUUACCUUUUCAGGGUUGGCAGUGAUACUCAGUGUUUGAACAGUGCAGAUAUUACUGUACUUUGUAAUGCACCACUGCUGAACAACACUGCUUACAGGUUCAAAUACCUUCUUGUGGGAGUUAAUGGAAGCUCAAAACAUGUAUUGGCUCAGACACCAUGGUCUGAUGCAAUAUUCACCAAGCAGAUUAAAGCAUUUGAAGCCAUUGAUACCUGGCCUGGCAAGAUGACUGGAGGACAAGUGGUUGUUACUACCAUCUUGAUUGUUCUACUUUUUGUCCUGCUGUGUGCGUGUGUUGCAACACUGGUGUUUAGCAUCUGGGGAAAUGGACUUCCAAAGAUGGAGUCAACUAGACAUGCAAGUCAGAUUACCCAGCAGGUACAACUGUCUGCCACAACUGAGACUGCUGCUUCAGGAGCCACUGCAGAUGAGAAGGCCAUUAGUUAUGCCUCUCAACAUCCCUAACCAUAAGCUGCUUAAUGGAAGGCUUGAAGUUUACUGUAAGUACAA
Messenger RNA from Protopterus annectens (West African lungfish), 810 nucleotides. It is a transcript of the gene UPK3A, whose product is annotated as uroplakin 3A. The transcript has 6 exons. The record is from RefSeq and is a predicted model, not a curated record. The coding region runs from base 1 to 765 and encodes 254 amino acids. Lineage: Eukaryota; Metazoa; Chordata; Ceratodontiformes; Protopteridae.